Dunckerocampus dactyliophorus (ringed pipefish) is the source of this 6498-nucleotide messenger RNA. It is a transcript of the gene emilin1a, whose product is annotated as elastin microfibril interfacer 1a. The transcript is spliced from 12 exons. The record is from RefSeq and is a predicted model, not a curated record. Gene Ontology annotation, molecular function: protein binding. Lineage: Eukaryota; Metazoa; Chordata; Actinopteri; Syngnathiformes; Syngnathidae. The coding region runs from base 216 to 3314 and encodes 1032 amino acids.
UUGUUCCUCGGCGCCUUCAGUAGUAGUCUAACAAGCAGCACAGUUCCAUCUGUUGAAUAGCAGUUUAACUCGACAGAAAAAUGCACUUGUCCGCGCUCAAUGGAACUUCUUAUCCCGUGACGUCAUCUUCAUUCAGCUGUCGAUAACGGUGGAGAAUUGUUUUGUCUUUGGAUUAACUUGAGAGCUAAGUAAGCGUUUGAGGAGAAGUCCAAAGGAUGGAGACCUUCGUCUACCUGCUUGCCCUCGCUUUGGCUCGGCUGUCUUGGGGUCUCGGCUACGCGGAGCCCGGCGUGCACGGUGGCCAAAGGGCUGCCAGUAGACACAGAAACUGGUGUGCUUAUGUGGUGACGCGCACUGUUAGCUGUGUGAUGGAGGACGGCGUGGAGACGUACAUCAAACCAGACUACCAACGCUGUACCUGGGGCCAGUGUCCUCGAGUGGCGUACCGGACGUACAGGAGGCCAAGGUACAAGGUGGCCUACAAGAUGGUGACAGAGAUGGAGUGGAAGUGUUGCCAUGGGUACUCAGGGGAGGACUGUCACGAAGGGCCAAGGGUAAUGCCCGACAAUCAGGUCAACGGAGGGCGACCGCACGUCACACAGACGGGCUACACACCAGGCGGCGGACAGGCUGGAAAUGGUGACAGUGAAAAGGUCAGAAAGCUGGAGGAAACAAUCACCGGCCUUACCAAAGACCUCCACAACAUGCAGACCUCCAUUCAUGACCUCAACCAGAGGCUUUCAGGACUUAGUGGAGCUAUUGUGCCAGCUGAUUCAGCCCAGCCACACAUGAAGGAGACCAUCAACAACAUUCAGAACAAGCUGGACCAUCUGUAUAAUAGGACAGAGGUCCAUGACCAGACCCUGCUCAACAUUAAUAACCACUUAGAGAACGGAGGGGGCAACGACCUGGAUGGCGAUGCAAUAGGGGGCGGACUCAAGGGGAACCAGCUGAACACACUAAAGGAAGAAAUACUGACUGAGCUGGAGAGAAGGGUGACUCUGUCCUGCUCUGCCUGCCAGGCUGGUGUGGAGGAUGUGAGGCGGAAGCAGGAGGCGGACAGAGAAAGAGUGAGAGCCCUGGAGAAGCUGAUCAACUCCAUGGACCAACAUUUAAGGCAGAGCCUACAAAUUCUUCGAAGUGAGACUGAACAGUCCCAGACAUGCUGCAACACUGUCACUGAGCUGGAGAAGAGAUUGUCCGUUCUGGAUGGCCAAGUCACCUCCACUGCCAACAAGUGUGAUACGAUAAAAGGGCGACUAGAUAAGGAGCUGGCUGGAACCGGGGGAGGAAAGGGAAGGGUGACUGAGGACAGGUUGAAUGGCAAACUAAGAGAGUUAGAGAAACGUGUGAAUAACACCGUGAGAAAAACAGAACAGAGGUGUACCAACACUGGGAACAAUCUGAAGGACAGUGUCCAAAGAGACGUCACGCAGCUACGCAACAUGGUCAUCAGUCAACUGGAUGAUCACAGCUUCAAAAUCGGAAAGCUAGAGCUUGACGUGGCUGUUCUUGGGGACACUGUCAGGGACCACAGUCGACGUCUAAGCCAGCUGGAGAAUGUUACAACCUUCAUGGACAGAAGGUUAACAGCGACUACGAAAAUGUGUAACGACACAUGUGGGUUUAACGGAAAAGACCGCCAGACUGAAGACACCGUCAAAACCUUAGAAUGGAGAGUCGUGGCCAACCAAGGGGAAAUCCAGAAAUUUAACACAAGAUUAAAUGACUUGUCUGUGUCAGGUGACUCACUGGCAGACAGAAUCAUAAACCUAACGGAUGAUGUGAAAAAGAUCAUUGCCGUGACGGGCAAGAAUGGUGAGCACUUCAACAGGAUCGUCACGGAGGUUGAAACUUUGAGCCAGGAUUGGGAAGACUGCUCUAUCUGCAGCAACGUCGAGAACGACCUGCGUCUGCUGGCCAACUCCACCACAACGGGGAUCGACAAGUGUCAGACGGAACUGAACGAUCUGCGGAGAAAGGUCGAUUCAGGAGAAACGGUGUGCUCUCAGGUGUGCUCAAACCUCCAGGAAGAGGUGGGUCGACUCAGAGAGGAAGUGGAGAAGACCAACGCACAGUGUGAAAUCAACAUCAAUGAUCUUACCAAUCGCCUGGAUGGUCACACUGACCACAGUGGAAGAUUAGGAGGGGAUCUGAAGUCCAUCCAAGGAGAGUUAUCUAAAGUAAUCGUCACAUUCCACUCCAUCAACAACACAUUGAAGGACAUGGGAACGACAAUACGGACACAUGGGAACUUCCUAAAUGAUCUGACCAACACCAAGGACAGGAUCCACACUGAGCUGGACAUUUUGAAGAAGGAUCUGGCGGAGCACAUUGACGACUCAAGCGAUCGGCUCGGCGGUGUCAGCAAAGACAUAGAAGUGAUCAGGAGCAACUAUUUGACGGAAGUCGGGGAGUGUCGGCGAUUAAGCGACGGCUUGGACGGACGACUCUCCAAGCUGGAGGGAGUGUGCAGACGCUUUGACUCUUUUUCGGACAGCCUACAGAGGAUUAAGGAGGGCCUGAACCAACACGUGUCUGGGUUGUGGAACUGCGUCAACGGACUCAAUGUGACGGUCACGUCUCACGGACGUCUUAUCGAUAAUAUCCAGAAUGUCCAGCUGGAAAAAAUCCAUUCAAAGAUACACAGGCUGAACUCGUCCCUGCUGGACUUGGCGAAGGAGUUCCAUGAUUUCAUAGGACAGGAUUUCACGGGCCCACCUGGUCUACCAGGCCCCAGAGGAGAGCGAGGGGCGUCUGGACCCCAGGGCGCUGUGGGACCCCAAGGAAAGGUGGGACCUCAGGGUGAAAAGGGCAAACAAGGACCAGCUGGACCGCCAGGCUUGAGAGGGGAACAGGGUCUUGCAGGGUCUGAUGCCCACGUGCCCCGCCUUUCUUUCUCCGCCGCGCUGACUCGGCCAAUGAGGGGAGCGGGAACCAUUGCGUUCAACGAAGUCUUCGUCAAUGAAAACAAUGUCUAUGACCCCAAAACAGGUUAUUUCACAGCCCCGGUCAGAGGGAGGUACUUCUUCAGCGGAAUCCUGACCGGCCAUAAGAACAUGAAAAUCGAGGCGGUGCUGUCCAAAUCCAAUACCGGCGUGGCUCGGGUUGACUCUGCCGGGUAUCAGCCUGAAGGCCUGGAAAAGCCCAUGGCAGAAGCCAAACACAUCCCUGGAGCUCUGGCGGUCUUCAACAUCAUCCUGCCCAUGGAGGCAGGGGACACGGUGUGUAUCGACCUGGUCACCGGCAAGCUGGCGUACUCCUCUGAGCCCUUGACCAUCUUCAGCGGGACCUUGUUAUAUGAGAACGUCUGAUCCAAUGGACGCAGAGCAUGGACUCUUUUGAAAGACAAAGCUACCAGGACAGUCAAGACGAAUGAAAUCAUCGAAGAGGAUGCAUUCAGGGAAAGGUUGACUGUUAAGAUUCCACUCAUUUGUGCUUUACAGCUUUAAGGCUGCUUUUUUUCUCAAAUGCCAUCAAUUCGAAAGCCACUGCAUGUUCAUCUUGCCAAAAAACUUGAAUUAUUUUGCCAUAACUUUGCCAGGUGUCCUUUUCGUGACGUGAACGAAUGAUAAACGUCAGCGUGUGCGGGAUCUUUCGCUUGUCCGCCCGCAGUUCUUUUUUUUUUUUUCUUCCCCGUGUUCAGUCAUUUUAUUCUAAUUACUUCUAUUAUUUUUAAUGCUGACCAUUUCAUUUUGACCACAAGCAAAUUCCCAGAAACACGAUGCAGGAAGCCAACAAAAAAAAGAAAUGAGGGAAAUUAAGUGAGUUUAAACCGCAAUUCUCUGCGGGAAAAGCAAAAAUGAAGUCAUCCGCAGUUCAUGCAAAGGAGACCACAGGAUGAAACAUGGAGGAAGGAGCACGACAGCCACAAUGAAAGACGGGAAUUGUUUCUGUGUCCUGUUGACCAUCUAUACUGGAUCAAGUGGAAAAGAUUUUUUAGUCUUAAGGCUCUGUCCCACUGUGCCGUUUAACGAUUUUGUCCAAAAAACAAAUUGUUUUGGACUUUUAAAUUCAUUUUUCAGCUGACUUACACUCAUAUCAAGACAUUGACCAAUGGCACUAGUCAGAUCAAACUUUGGACGUGCCGUUUUCAGCGUUUUUUACUUAAAAACAGGUAAUGUGGGCCGUCCAGGAGCUACGACUGUUGUGAUGAGGUGAUGAGGCGUACCUCGGAUUCUUAUACGAUGCAAACUGGAUGUUAAUAGACGUAAUUCAAACGUUUUUUUAGCCGUUGCCUUUCUGAGAUGUAUUGACACAUUAUUCAUGCUGUUCUAUCUCCCGCUCACGGUCAAAAAAUCAAAAAAUUUGCCGCCGUAUGAUACCAUCGGAUGUAAAUAUUUAGACGGAGGUAGAUGGAGUCGGUAUACGGCAGUAUGGAACAGAGCCUUAUAGGAAAACUGCACUGUUUUGGGAAUUUUGCCCAUCGUCCACAAUCCUUAUGUGAGACAUAAACACAAGUCUUUCUCUUUUCUGUGUGUUCUAAAGUUAUAAAAACCGCUAAAAAGAGGCAGCCAAAUAAUGCACGUAAUGGGACACACCUAUCCCGCCUACAAAGCCCGCUAUUUAAACACCUCCAAAAACCUCCAACAAGGUUUUAUGGUUAUAUAUACAUGCUGUAACCAUGUAGUGACAGGUACAUCCAUGAUAACAUGUAAUAUUUACAGUAUUUUGCCAUGCUUUGAUCAUUUUAAUCAUUACCGGAAUUUCCUUCCCGAGCGCGUUGAUUUACAUAGAAAUGAGCGCUACACCUAGCAUUAACCGUUCCAAACUCAAAAACAAAAACACAGCAGCAGUGGCGGCAGCUCCAAUAUGUAGCAUUACCUUUUUAGUAGUGGCCUGAGGUGUUGUGAGCGAGGCACUGCGAGCUAUUGCAUGGUGAAGCAGGUCGCUAGCCGGCUAGCAGCUCGCCCGUGUGGUGUGGUGAGGUGUCACUACGCCAGAAAAGUAGUUGUUCUGUGUUACCGCCUACAAUAACAAUGUCGCUGUGUUUCUCUGUUUGUGUUCAAAACAACACGAAAAGUUGUGAAUGGAAUUGUCAGAAAUGGGCUAUGGGAGAACUGAUUACAUUUUGGGAGUGAUCCGGAUCACCGUCUGGACCCAGGAAUUUUUUUAAAGGAUUCCUUAACAGUGCGACAUAGGACUAUUUUCGGCAUUUGUGCAUAUAACUCCACAAAAAAUGGUCAGAGCACUUAUAAAAAUACAGGACAAGUUUCUACAAAAUAUCAAAGACUGAUCCAAAAAAUGUAUUAUUAUUUUGGUGGGUGGGAACUCUGUCGCUUGGUGGAGGUCUGCGCUUUCAGAGUGCUUCUCUAGUAUGUUGGCCAUUUUUGGAGUUUUUUUCAGAAGGUAUUAUAGGUGGAAUAGGUGUGUCCCAUUACAUGCAUCACUUACUGUAGCUGCCUCAUUUUAGCUGUUUUUAUAUCAUUAUAAAAAUAUCGUUUUUAUAUCAUUUAUAUCAGCACAGAAAAGGUAAAGUUCACGUCUCACAUAAGGAUUGUGGAUGAUGGGCGAAAGUGGUUUUCCUUUAAGUCCUUAUAAUGGAAGUCUCACAAUUGUGUCUGAUUUAAACGUAUACUAUGUCCAGCACAGACUUGCUAAUGCUUCCAGAUAUUAUUUCAAAUUGUUCUUCUGUGCCAAGAAGUCGGCAUUUAUUGUAUGAGCGCUAUAAAUUAAUUCCAAUCCACACCUUAUUCUGUUUCCUUGAAAGAAACCCAGUGGGAAUAUACUUUUACUGUUUCAAUGAAUUGUACACUCUUGAAGGAAUGUAAAUAUUGUUCGUUUUGCCAUAUAAGAUUUUUAUGAGCUACCACUUCACCUUGCAAGGUACUGGAUAUGUUUUGUAUGUUUUUGCCACACGUGUGCCUCAAAUACAGAUAAGGCCUUUUACACAGGUGCUCUAGAAAUGUCUUUUUAAGGCUUUUAAAGCAACCCACCCCUUCUUUGGUUUUGCAGAAAACAAAUCUCAUUCACCCAAAGUUGGUAAUCAUUUAUAAAUACGUGAUAAUACAGGUCAAAUGUACAGCAUACAUGUACAUACAUGCCUGUUAAAAAGGUCCAUCAUUUUUAAAUGUUUAUAAGUCUUGACUGUUUUUUCGGCAAGCGUUGAGAUUUCGCACUUUGCUCGGUCGCCCUUGAACACACCAUAGUUGCUUUAAUGUUUAAUAUAUAAACGUCUACACCACAUCUCCGAUUCCAUCUCUUCAUGGAUCAUAUUACAUGAUCAUUUAUAACCGCUUUUAUCUGAAAUGUUGAUCCAAAAUUGGAGGAUGACGUAAACGUCAAGCUAGCAGGAGGGGCUUGGAUGGGGUGAGGCGAGCCGGGUGUCAAAAAUAUAAAUUUUUCAUGGGUCUCAGUUACUCGCGGAUUAUUUGCAUUCGCUGGUGGUCUUGGAAAUUAACUCGUGUGAAAAGCGGGGCUCUACUGUAUUUAAUAUAGUGAUUGAGAUGACUUAGCCUGAUGACCCGGGAAAAUAAAAAUGGUUUUGCAAUAAAAUGA